AUGCUGGUCCUGUGGCAGGGGUUCAACUUCCACCGCAGGGCCCACCGGGGCAGCCAGCUGCUGCCCUGCAACAAGUGUGACAAGUCCUUCAGCAACCCCCAGAGCCUCAAGCUGCACCAGGUGACCCACUCCAACAGGAAGCCCCAUAAGUGUCCGACGUGUGGUAAAGGCUUCAAGCUGCAGGGGGGUCUGCGCUGCCACCAGCGGACGCACGGCGAGGCCAAGGACUACCACUGCCCCGAGUGUGGCAAGAGCUUCUCCAGCCUGCAGAACCUCAAGCUGCACAACCGCACACACACCGGGCUCAAACCCUACCAGUGCUCAGAGUGUGGCAAGAGGUUCACGCAGUCGCCCCACCUGAAGGCCCACAUGGUGACACACACCGGGGAGCGCCCGUUCACCUGCACCACCUGUGGGAAGAGAUUCACCCAGUCAUCACACCUCAGGUCCCACAUCACCCUGUUCCACGUGGGGGAGAAACCGUUCAGCUGCAGCGACUGUGGGAAGAGCUUCACCAUCGCCCACUACCUGAAGAUGCACCGGCUGAGCCACACCAAGGAGAAACUGUACCAGUGCUCCUACUGCGACAAGUCCUUCUCCUACCACAACUCCUGGAGGGCCCACGAGAGGAUCCACACAGGGGAGAGGCCCUUCACCUGCCAGGAAUGUGGGCGGAGCUUCACCACGUCAGGCUCUCUGCUGAGCCACCAGCGGUCCAAACACACGGGAGAGAAACCUCACUACUGCUUCACCUGCGGCCAGUUCUUCUUCACCAGCUCGCUGCUGCGCGUUCACCAGCUGGACCACAGCGGCGAGCGCCCGCACGCCUGUGGCUGCGGAAAGACGUUCAAAACCCGCGGAGUGCUGCGGCUGCACCUCAAGAGGUUCCUGACCCACCGGCCUGCACAGUGAACGCACCACCAGCCCCACGCAGUGAACGCAACACUGGCUCCGCCACAGUGAACGCACCGCCAGCCCCACGCAGUGAACGCAUCACUGGCUCCGCCACAGUGAACGCACCACCGGUCCCACACAGUAAUCACCACACUGGUUCAGCACAGUGAACGCAACACUGGUCCCCAUGCAGUGAACGCAACACUGGUCCCACGCAGUGAACGCAACACUGGUCCCACGCAGUGAACGCAACACUGGUCCCACACAGUGAACACACCACUGGUCCCACGCAGUGAACGCAACACUGGUCCCACGCAGUGAACGCAACACUGGUCCCACGCAGUGAACACAACACUGGUCCCACGCAGUGAACGCAACACUGGUCCCACGCAGUGAACGCAACACUGGUCCCACGCAGUGAACGCAACACUGGUCCCACGCAGUGAACGCAACACUGGUCCCACGCAGUGAACGCAACACUGGUCCCACGCAGUGAACGCAACACUGGUCCCACGCAGUGAACGCAACACUGGUCCCCCCACAAUGAACGCACCACCGGUCCCCCACAG
Molecule: messenger RNA, 1463 nt
Organism: Perca flavescens (yellow perch)
Lineage: Eukaryota; Metazoa; Chordata; Actinopteri; Perciformes; Percidae
Product: gastrula zinc finger protein xLCGF3.1
Exons: 5
Coding region: 1-912 (303 amino acids)
Source: RefSeq, a predicted model, not a curated record